Amorphotheca resinae ATCC 22711 is the source of this 1071-nucleotide messenger RNA. RefSeq lists its product as hypothetical. NCBI's taxonomy places the organism in Eukaryota, Fungi, Ascomycota, Leotiomycetes, Helotiales, Amorphothecaceae. The record is from RefSeq and is a predicted model, not a curated record. Bases 190 to 927 code for a protein of 245 amino acids. Gene Ontology annotation, molecular function: acyltransferase activity, transferring groups other than amino-acyl groups. The transcript is spliced from 3 exons.
CACCAUCGAACCCAUCCUCGAAUAGGAAAUUCCCAACCUCAUUGCGACCCUCUGCACGUCGGAGAGAGGACCUGCAGAGCAAACCGUGGCAGCGUGGAGGAAAACACUUGAGGAUCUUCUGUCAGGUUUUAAUUUCUACCCCUGAACCCCUGAGCCUACUCGUAGCACUGGCACUGUGAAGGCGCCAAGAUGCCCGCAAUGCUCGACGACCCCGACGCUCCAACGAUCUACCGCAGCUCUGGCGCUUCACCCUUCCCAGACCCUCACGAUACCCAGCCUUCUCUCCCCGUUGAUGUAUACCCCCGCCAAAUCACUCUGCGAGACAGAGUCACCGUCGCGACUAUCGUGCCCUUCUCCUCCCGGCAUCAAGUACCCCCUUCUCUGCUUGCCUAUCUCAGCGAUCAGCUCAACAAGGAGAUAGAGACGGGGGACACAUAUCCUAUGAUCGACACCAUGUCGGUGGACAAAUUCGCUUCCUACUGGUUCCAGAACUUUGGGGCUGUCAUGCUGCUUGGACAUAUCGAGAGCGCGGACGAGGUCAUUGAGGGCAAGAACUGGGCUACGGAAUGUUUGGGAAGCUUUUACAUCAAGCCCAACUAUCCCGGCCGGAGUAGCCACGUCUGCAACGCUGGGUUCCUCGUCACAGACGCAGCACGGAACAAAGGCGUGGGCCGACUCAUGGGCGAGUCGUAUCUCGACUGGGCCCCGCGACUAGGCUACACCUACUCCGUCUUCAACCUCGUCUACGAGACCAACGUCGCCUCAUGCCGGAUCUGGGAUGCGUUAGGGUUCAAGCGCAUCGGGCGGGUCAAGGGAGCGGGAAACCUGAAAUCGUACCCGGGGCAACUCGUCGACGCGAUCAUCUACGGGAGAGACUUAGGGCCGGGAGGCACCGAUUUCGCUCCGAUCCGCAGCAACGCACUAUAAGCUGCUCGAGAAUGAUAAGCUCAUGCUGAAGGACAAGGAGGUGAUCUCAGAUCCGCAGAAGCAGUACGAGAUUGCGCGGAACGUGCACGUGCUGCAGCAUGGGGGAAUCAACAAGACGACGGCGACGAUUGCGGAGAAAUAUCA